UUUAACUGUCAACGUUCCUCAAACAGUCAUCAGAGUCUGAGGAGAGCGAUGGAGGGAUGUAUGGUCCGUCUGCAUAGUGUGGGAUUCCGGGGUGACUUCACAUCUCAGCCCGUCAAAAUCAACUUCCACCAACUCCUCCAAACCAGAGAUGCUCCUGCAAUCCUGCCCACGAUAAAGAAUGAGGAUAUUCUUCGGACAGUGGUUGCUAUAUUUGAGACAUCCUUGCCUGAUGUUGGCCCCAGAGAUGUCUACGAAACAGUACACUGCCCUGGCGUACAGACCAUUAUUUUGUCACGGGACCAUGCAGAUGUUUUAGAAGAGUAUCGGGUCAGAACAACCAGAGACAAUUUGAGGCCAGUACCCUGUAAAGCAAAAGAUAGAGCAGACGCCACACACAACAUGCUCGCAGAGCUAUACAGUGAUUCUGAAGAAAGCCCAGAAGAAACCUCAGAGGAGAACUCAGCAGAGGAUGACAGUAACAGGUCUUGGGAGCGAUUCUCUGAGGGGUUUCAGGAGUUUGUAGACAGAGCGAAGGAGAGGAGAGUGAGUAGGACAGUAGAAGAGGAAGGAGAGAUCCCGCCAUCCGCCGUAGGAGUUGAAUCUCUUAUAGUGGCUGCAGCCUGCUAUGAGCUCAAGCGACUGUCUACAGGAGACAGAGUGCUUCAGUUAUCUCUGUUGGCUGUGAGGAAACGUUAUUGGCACCUUGGGAUUGGUAGCUACAUCAUGGAGCUUUUGAAGACUCAGUCUGUGGUAGGACAAUAUGAUGCCCUUAUUCUCCAUGCUGACAGUGAUGCAAUAGGUUUCUUUAAACGCCAUGGGCUCACUGACGACCUCCUGCUCAAUGACAAGUUCAAAGAGCUGAAAGAUGACUGGACCAACAGUAUUCUUAUGAGCUACCUGCCACCAUUUACUACAGAUUUAGAGAUGAGAAAUCCUGAUUUUUCCUUGAGUUUACAAGAGUUGGAGACAGAACUGGAUGUGGCAAGGACACAGGCUCUCUUUGCCUACCAGCAACAGGUGAUGUGUGUGACCAGGCUAAUCAAAGAGGUCAAGACCUUACGUGAACAGCUAGAUCUACAACAUGAGAAAGUGGAGCGCCUCAGCACCAAGCUAGAACUCGAAAAGCAAAAGCGGCAUGAAAUAGAGCGCAGGUUUUUGAUGUACAAACUAAAGACCACACAACAACUGUUGGACAACUUCGUUCCAGAAUCAAGUGUUCAGGAACCAAUUGAGCAUUCAAGUUCAAGAGAAUUAGAGCAAGAAAUGGCACAAUCAGAAGAAACUGUCAUCAAAACAGUAGAGGGCGCCAAAAGCUGUGAAUAACUGCUACAUUCUACUUUGAAAACAGACAAUGUAUACU
Molecule: messenger RNA, 1360 nt
Organism: Xyrauchen texanus (razorback sucker)
Lineage: Eukaryota; Metazoa; Chordata; Actinopteri; Cypriniformes; Catostomidae
Exons: 13
Coding region: 49-1323 (424 amino acids)
Molecular function (GO): acyltransferase activity, transferring groups other than amino-acyl groups
Source: RefSeq, a predicted model, not a curated record